Messenger RNA from Gekko japonicus, 4132 nucleotides. RefSeq names its product homeodomain interacting protein kinase 2 (gene HIPK2). Lineage: Eukaryota; Metazoa; Chordata; Lepidosauria; Squamata; Gekkonidae. Gene Ontology annotation, biological process: positive regulation of transcription by RNA polymerase II; peptidyl-serine phosphorylation; peptidyl-threonine phosphorylation. Gene Ontology annotation, cellular component: PML body; nucleus; cytoplasm. The record is from RefSeq and is a predicted model, not a curated record. The transcript has 15 exons. Gene Ontology annotation, molecular function: ATP binding; protein tyrosine kinase activity; transcription corepressor activity. The coding region runs from base 211 to 3825 and encodes 1204 amino acids.
UCGUGCUGCAUGGAGGGCUCGGGGGGGUCUUUUCCCCCCGCCUCCCCCCUCGAUGAAUUGAAGCGGUGAUGCAGGAGGCUGCUGGCCGCUUCGGCUGUACGGAGAGACACAGGCUCAAGAUGGCAGAUUUCUAUUGAGUUUAAGGGGGGGGGACCUGAAUCCUGCUUCAUUUUCCCUUCGUUGCCAUGAAUAACAGACAUUCUUGCACCGAUGGCCCCCAUGUACGAAGGUAUGGCCUCACAUGUGCAAGUUUUCUCCCCUCACACCCUUCAAUCAAGUGCCUUCUGUAGCGUGAAGAAACUGAAAGUGGAACCAAGUUCUAACUGGGAUAUGACCGGGUACGGCACACAUAGCAAAGUCUACAGCCAGAGCAAGAACGUGCAAUCCUCUCAAGCAGCUGCCGCCAUCAACGCCUCUCUCCAGAUCCCCAACCCCAGCAUCCCUUACGAGCAGACCAUCAUCUUCCCAGCCAGCACGGGGCACAUCGUGGUGACAUCCGCCAACAGCACCUCUGGUGUGGUCGCAGUAUCUGGGCAAGCACUGGGUGGACCACACAACCUGAUGCGUCGAAGCACUGUGAGCCUUUUGGACACCUACCAAAAAUGUGGACUUAAGCGCAAAAGUGAGGAAAUUGAGAACACGAGCAGCGUUCAGAUUAUCGAAGAGCAUCCACCAAUGAUUCAGAACAAUGCCAGUGGGGCCACGGUAGCCACCACCACCACGUCCACGGCCACAUCGAAAAACAGUGGCUCCAACAGUGAAGGGGAUUACCAGCUGGUACAACAUGAAGUGCUGUGUUCCAUGACCAACACGUAUGAAGUAUUAGAAUUCCUUGGCCGUGGAACCUUUGGGCAAGUGGUCAAAUGCUGGAAACGUGGCACCAAUGAAAUUGUGGCCAUUAAGAUCCUUAAAAACCAUCCUUCUUAUGCCCGGCAAGGUCAAAUCGAAGUUAGCAUUCUGGCCCGGCUAAGCACUGAAAGCGCAGAUGAUUACAACUUCGUCCGAGCCUACGAAUGUUUCCAGCACAAGAAUCACACCUGCCUCGUCUUUGAAAUGUUGGAACAGAACCUCUAUGAUUUUCUAAAACAAAACAAGUUCAGCCCGUUGCCACUUAAGUACAUCCGGCCAAUCUUACAGCAGGUAGCCACGGCCCUAAUGAAAUUGAAAAGCCUGGGCUUGAUUCAUGCAGACCUCAAACCAGAAAACAUCAUGUUGGUGGAUCCAUCUCGGCAGCCAUACAGGGUCAAGGUCAUUGACUUUGGUUCCGCUAGCCACGUGUCUAAGGCUGUGUGCUCAACUUACCUUCAGUCCAGAUAUUACAGAGCCCCUGAAAUCAUCCUCGGUUUACCCUUCUGCGAAGCGAUUGACAUGUGGUCGCUGGGUUGUGUCAUUGCAGAACUGUUCUUGGGCUGGCCUUUAUAUCCAGGAGCUUCAGAAUAUGAUCAGAUCCGAUACAUUUCACAGACCCAGGGCUUGCCGGCGGAGUAUCUGUUAAGUGCAGGGACGAAGACAACGAGGUUCUUCAACAGGGAUACAGACUCACCGUAUCCACUGUGGAGGCUAAAGACACCAGAUGAUCAUGAGGCAGAGACAGGGAUCAAGUCAAAGGAAGCGAGAAAGUAUAUUUUCAAUUGUUUGGAUGAUAUGGCACAGGUGAACAUGACAACAGACUUGGAAGGAAGUGAUAUGUUGGUGGAAAAGGCAGACCGGCGGGAGUUCAUAGACCUGUUAAAGAAGAUGUUGACGAUAGAUGCAGACAAGAGGAUAACGCCAAUUGAAACGCUCAACCACCCAUUUGUCACCAUGACACACCUGCUUGAUUUCCCCCAUAGCACACAUGUCAAGUCCUGUUUCCAGAACAUGGAGAUUUGCAAGCGGCGGGUGAACAUGUAUGACACAGUCAAUCAGAGCAAGACACCGUUCAUCACCCAUGUGGCCCCAAGCACAUCAACCAAUUUAACCAUGACCUUCAACAAUCAGCUCAAUACGGUCCAUAACCAGGCCACCAACCUGGCUUCCACCUCCACCACCAGUGCCACUAUUUCCUUAGCCAACCCUGAAGUCUCCAUACUAAACUACCAAUCUGCACUCUACCAGCCCUCGGCAGCAUCCAUGGCCGCGGUGGCCCAGAGGAGCGUGCCCCUGCAGACGGGAACGGCGCAGAUUUGUGCCCGGCCUGACCCCUUCCAGCAAGCGCUCAUUGUGUGUCCUCCCGGCUUUCAAGGGCUGCAGACGUCUCCUUCUAAGCAUGCUGGGUAUUCUGUGCGGAUGGAGAACGCCGUUCCAAUCGUCACUCAGGCUCCAGGGGCUCAGCCCCUUCAGAUCCAGCCAGGACUCCUAGCACAGCAAGCCUGGCCCAGCGGUACCCAGCAAAUCCUGCUCCCUCCUGCUUGGCAGCAGCUGACUGGAGUCGCCACCCACCCCUCAGUCCAGCAUGCUACCGUCAUCCCCGAGACCAUGGCAGGGGCCCAGCCGCUGACAGACUGGAGAAAUACUCAUGCUCAUGGUAGCCAUUACAAUCCCAUCAUGCAACAGCCUGCACUUUUAGCCAGUCAUGUCACCCUUCCAGCAGCCCAGCCCUUGAAUGUGGGUGUAGCUCAUGUCAUGAGACAACAACCGACCAGCACCACCUCCUCUCGGAAGAAUAAACAGCACCAGUCAUCCGCAAGGAACAUGUCCAGCUUCGAGGUGUCCUCCUCUCAGACCAUCAGUUCCCCACAGAGGUCUAAGCGAGUGAAGGAGAACACCCCGCCUCGCUGUGCCAUGGUGCAUAACAGCCCUGCCUGCAGCACCUCGGUCACGUGUGGGUGGGGUGAUGGGGCUUCCAGUACCACGCGGGAGCGGCAGCGACAGACGAUAGUCAUUCCUGACACGCCCAGUCCUGCCGUGAGUGUUAUCACCAUCAGCAGUGACACCGAUGAGGAGGAGGAGCAGAAACAUGCACCGACCAGCCCCGUGUCUAAGCAAAGGAAGAACGUCAUCAGCUGUGUGACUGUGCAUGAUUCCCCCUACUCUGAUUCCUCUGGCAACAACAGUCCCUAUGCAGUGCAACGCCGUGGAGGAAACAACAACGGAAACAGCUAUGAUACGAAAGGCGCACCAGAAACACAUUGCAAUGGCAAUCCCCGGACGAUCAUUGUUCCACCACUGAAAACUCAGGCCAGCGAGGUGUUAGUCGAGUGCAAUAGCUUGGUGCCAGUCACUACCAGUCACCAUUCAUCCUCCUACAAGUCAAAGUCCUCCAGCAUUGUGACCUCCACCAGUGGUCACUCUUCAGGGAGCUCAUCUGGAGCCAUCGCCUACAGGCAGCAGCGGCCAGGACCACAUUUCCAGCAGCAGCAGCCUCUUAAUCUCAGCCAGGCCCAGCAGCACAUCACGACCGACCGCACAGGGAGUCACCGUCGACAGCAAGCGUACAUCACCCCAACGAUUGCUCAGGCGCCAUAUUCCUUCCCACACAACAGCCCCAGCCACGGUACAGUCCAUCCCCACCUGGCGGCGGCGGCGGCGGCUCAUCUCCCCACGCAACCUCAUCUCUACACGUACACUGCACCCGCUGCCUUGGGCUCCACAGGCACCGUGGCCCAUUUGGUGGCUUCCCAAGGUUCCGCUCGGCACACCGUGCAGCACACUACGUACCCAGCCAGCAUCGUCCACCAGGUUCCUGUCAGCAUGGGUCCUCGCGUCCUUCCAUCGCCCACCAUCCACCCGAGCCAGUAUCAGGCUCAGUUUGCCCACCAGACCUAUAUCAGUGCGUCUCCAGCCUCAGUCUACACUGGAUACCCCCUGAGCCCCACCAAGGUCAACCAGUACCCUUACAUCUAAACACUGGAAUGGGAAAAGGACAUGGCACACACUGAGGGGAGGGAGGCCGGUUUUUUACUGAAGAGAAUAAACAGGACAAUGGACAAUGCAGCGGGAGGCUCGAAACAAAACUUGAACAAAGGAGACUGAGUAAAGAAAUGAGAGAGGGAGAAGAAGGCAAAGAGAAAAGGAGAUACCUGUUGUACACGUUUUAUUUAAAAAAAAUGAAAAAGGAUAAAAAGAACGAAAAACAAAAAUACAAAAAAACAUUCUGCACCGGACUCAGUGGUGGAAGAAGCAAAAGGGCCACCAUUCUCCGGUCCUGGGG